CGCACAAAGGUUUGGGGAAAUGAAUGCUCCAAAUGUUCUGUAUUCAGUUGCACUGACAGUCGCGCUCGAGGGUCGCAUUAGAUUCUGCAUGUCUCCUUUUCAAAGGGCUGAGAGUGGCUCCUCCCUCUCUGUACCUUGUGACAACAACAACUCAUCCACAGAACAGAGCCACACUUUUCUGCUAAUUUUCUUCGUCAUUCUCUCUCAAUCUUUCACAGAGCCCUAAUUUCCCCACGAGAACUCUCCUAGUGCACUCGCGCAUCGGCGGAGCGCUCUCCGGUGGAUAUCUUCUUCUUUGCGCUACUUUUGCAUACUGGCUGUCUUUCCCAUCUGAACUUAUUUCAGAGGUGCAGAACACCAUGGCCGUACCGGCUGCUCUGAUCCCCCCAUCGUCUCUGGUCCAGCCGUGUCCGAUCUCAACUUCUUCGUCAGCAUCAUCAUCAGCAUCAUCAUCGUCAUUCUCCGCGAACGCCGCACCAUCAUCCUCGCCCUCGGCCACUUCUGCGUCUCCCUCUCAAUCAGCGACCCAUAAUCUGUUCCGAUCGGACCUGAUCAGCGCUAACGCCAGCAUCCCUCUGCCCGGCAAGCCCGUGUACUCGACCCCAUCUCCUGUUGAAAACACUCCGCAGAAUAAUGAGUGCAGGAUGGUGGAGCUCAGGGGUGCCAAUGUGGCCUCUUUCACAGUGGACGGACAGGAGCUCAUCUGCCUGCCACAGGCGUUUGAUCUGUUCCUCAAACACCUGGUUGGAGGACUGCACACCGUCUACACGAAACUCAAGCGACUGGAGAUCACGCCGGUGGUGUGUAACGUGGAGCAGGUCCGCAUCCUGCGGGGACUGGGGGCCAUCCAGCCCGGGGUCAACCGCUGCAAACUCAUCUCCAGAAAAGACUUCGAGACCCUCUACAAUGACUGCACUAAUGCCAGCUCAAGACCCGGGAGGCCUCCAAAACGGACGCAGAGUGUGACAUCACCGGAGAACCCGCACUUCAUGCCACAUUCUGUGCCGGGCCUUAUGUCGCCAGGAAUCAUUCCCUCCACAGGUCUGAACGCUGCCAUUGCUGAGGCUAUGAAGGUUAAGAAGAUCAAACUCGAGGUGAUGAGCAGCUACCAUGGCAACAGCACCCACCUCAGUGCCGACUCAGAGAAUGGAGAUCUCAGUUCCAGCGUGGGCUUGGAACUGCCAUUUAUGAUGAUGUCCCACCCCCUGAUCCCUGUCAGCCUGCCUCCCGCAUCCGUCACCAUGGCGAUGAGUCAGAUGAACCACCUCAGCACCAUCGCCAGUAUGGCCGCUGCAGCACAGGGACAGAGUGCCCCAUCCAGAAUGGUGACAUCAGUGAUUAAGGAGCGGGUCCCAGACAGUCCCUCCCCUGCCCCCUCUAUGGAAGACGGCAGGAGGCCGGAGAGCCGACCCUCAUCCCAGCGCAGCAGCAGUGUCUCCAGCUCUCCCGCGCACACCGAGAGCUCCUCCGACAGAAUGCCUGUGCAUCAGAACGGACUGUCAAUGAACCAGGCAUUACUAGGCCUGUCUCCCAACAUAUUACCAGGACCUAAGGAGGGCGACCUGGCAACACAUGACAUUGGCCACGAGGCCAAGAGAAUGCACCUGGAGAAAGAAGAAAACCCACUGUGCACACCAACAGCAAGAGACAGCUAUGAGAGGUUGUCGCUAGCAAGUCAGGGUUUACCUCCAGGAUUCCCUUCACCUUUCCUCUUCCCUGAUGGACUGUCAUCUAUAGAGACACUUCUGACUAACAUUCAGGGUUUACUGAAGGUGGCGAUUGAUAACGCCCACACUCAGGAAAAACAAGUGCAGCUGGAGAAGACAGAGCUGAAGAUGGAGCUGUUUAGAGAGAGAGAGCUUAGAGAGACCCUGGAGAAACAACUGGCUGUUGAGCAGAAGAACAGAGCAAUCAUUCAGAAGCGAUUGAAAAAAGAGAAGAAAGCAAAGAGGAAAUUGCAAGAAGCGCUGGAGUAUGAGUCAAAACGACGAGAGCAGGUUGAACAGUCCCUGAAACAAACGUCACCCACAGAAAGUCUCAGAUCACUCAAUGACUCGUUGACCCAGGAGAUAGAGACUGACCGCAGCAGUGGCAGAACAGAUGCUGAGAGGACAAUACAAGCAGAUGGAAGACUUUUUCUGAAAACAACAGUGAUGUACUGAUAGCAUGCUGUUGAAGACUGGUGUCAUAUGAAGAUUCUCCAGAGUCCCAUCGCAGGGUAAUUUAGUUACAACAGGUCAAUCACUCAUAGAAGUUCAUCAGGGUUGUGUUCUUGGCCUGAUGUGGAAGAUGGAUUUUGUCAGAAUGUAGUAUUAGGACUCUUAUUCUCACAGAUAUUAAUGUUAUAAUAUACCAGUUGUGGGAUUCGGAUAUCAUGAGUUCGCUGUUUUGAAGUUGACAAUUUGAGCACAGUAAAAUGUACUAUUUGGUACACAUGGUGAUAAUAUUUACAACCAAUUCACAGCACUGAAGAUUUUUAUACUGUAUUAAAACCAGCGAGAAAGCUUAUAAAAUAAAAUCUGAUUCAGAGGUUUUGUUUUGUAUAAAAAAUAUAAUGCAAAAAUACAUCCUUAAUGUUAUAACUAUUUAGCAAGGUGUUAAAGAUCCAAGCUGGGAGAAGAAGCUCUUAAAAUGUGAAUUUGAAUAUAUGUUGAUCAACAGAAAUGAUUAAUAUUUGCUUUUAAUGUUUUUUAAACUAGAAGAAAAAAAACAAUCAAGUUUCAUUUCUAUUAUUAUUGUAUAUACAAAAUCAGAACAUAGGUUUACUCACUCACUUUGGUAUUUGUAUAUAAUGUUUAAAGUUGGUAUUGUGUAUGCAGUAGAACUAUUAGGAGAACAAUGCCAGCGUUUAUAUUGAAUUUAUAGAUUUGUUUUGUUUUUUGAGCCAUCAUUCUUUCAUUUCGCUGCCACUAUGGUGAGGAAGCAUGCAGGCAUGUAAAUGUGUUGUCCUGAUUUCAUGUUAUUCAAUAAAUACUUAACUGUG
Messenger RNA from Xyrauchen texanus (razorback sucker), 2983 nucleotides. RefSeq names its product dachshund homolog 1-like. Lineage: Eukaryota; Metazoa; Chordata; Actinopteri; Cypriniformes; Catostomidae. The transcript has 11 exons. The record is from RefSeq and is a predicted model, not a curated record. Bases 360 to 2162 code for a protein of 600 amino acids.